AUGGACCAACCCCCCGUGCCCAAUGCCGCCGCCAUGCAUAACGUCCAGCGUCGCCGUGGCUCCGUGGGCACCUCCCAGCUCUUCGAUAACAUCGUUUCCACCUCAAACUUUGACCGAGAUGAAGUUGAUCGUCUGCGGAAACGUUUCAUGAAGCUUGAUAAGGACGCCUCCGGCACCAUCGACCGCGACGAGUUCCUUUCCUUGCCUCAGAUCUCCUCCAACCCGCUUGCCACCAGAAUGAUCGCCAUCUUCGAUGAGGACGGUGGUGGUGACGUUGAUUUCCAAGAGUUCGUCACCGGUCUGUCCGCCUUUAGCUCCAAGGGCAACAAGGAGGAGAAGUUGCGCUUUGCCUUCCGAGUCUACGACAUCGACCGCGACGGAUAUAUCUCCAACGGCGAACUGUUCAUCGUGCUCAAGAUGAUGGUGGGUAACAACCUCAAGGAUGUGCAGCUGCAGCAGAUCGUCGACAAGACGAUCAUGGAAGCCGACCAGGACGGCGAUGGGAAAAUCAGCUUCGAGGAAUUUACACAUAUGGUGGAGAGCACAGAUGUGAACCUGAGCAUGACGCUGAACCAAAUAUAA
Penicillium cinerascens is the source of this 582-nucleotide messenger RNA. It is a transcript of the gene cnaB, whose product is annotated as calcineurin regulatory subunit B. Lineage: Eukaryota; Fungi; Ascomycota; Eurotiomycetes; Eurotiales; Aspergillaceae. The coding region runs from base 1 to 582 and encodes 193 amino acids. The transcript is spliced from 5 exons. Gene Ontology annotation, molecular function: calcium-dependent protein serine/threonine phosphatase regulator activity; calcium ion binding. The record is from RefSeq and is a predicted model, not a curated record.